UGUCACUUUUUUUUCUUUGAGGCGCGCACUGCAGCGACACAAAGAAGCACAGAAAAAACACAAGGACGAAGCGUAGGUGAAGAAUUGAAGGAUUCUCAUGCUGUUCCGAUUCUAAUAUUAUUAGAAGAUGUAAAAAUACACCCUUAACAAUCCAAGACCAGUUGAUGUCGGAUGACAUUGCAUUGGAACUCGGAGAUAUGACAGGUAUGAUCCGCACGGAUUUGUGCUGAUCACAGACAUCCCACCAAGCCUGAGGAGGAAACCUUUCUACAUACUGGGCUAGGAGAGGAGAGGAGAGGAGAGGGGAGAUCGUCAGAGACUAUAAACAGUGAGGAGAGGGAAAGAAGAGGAAGAGCGCUUGGUUAGAUUGGAGCUCUCCGUUCAGAACCAAGACGUAUACAGCCUCGCCUUUUGCUGAAUGCCUCCAGUGCCACUGUUCAGUGGUUGCACAUCUGUAUAGGAUCUUUUAGUGAAGAGCAUUAUGAUGUUGGAGUGCAUGUUUUUUUUGGAGAAUCGGUUCACGUGCUCGUGGGAGCUUCUUCGGCACCGCGUGUUUUAUUUUCCUAAUUGCUAUGAUAUCAUUCUCGACAAAGCUAUUUACUUAAGCUAUGCGUAAUCGAAGACACGUUAUAGAGUUACACGACCACAACUGAUCGCGUACUUAACCUUUUCGGUUCAGUGCAACCUCUCAUUAACCGGUUCACCCAUUGCGCGCAUGUUUCCCCCGGGUCGGUGCGCGUUGCCUCGCACGAGCUUUAGGAUGUAACACCCGGCCCUCGCUCGCGACAUGCCCGAGCGACGCGAUGGUCCAAGGCGACGAGAAAGACCGAGUUGUGAUUAACGUCGGGGGGAUCCGGCACCAGACCUAUCGGAGCACCCUGCGCACUCUGCCGGGGACACGCUUGGCCUGGCUCGCGGAGCCCGACGCCCACAGUCACUUCGACUACGACGCCCAUGGCGACGAGUUUUUCUUCGAUCGACACCCGGGCGUCUUCGCGCACAUCCUUAACUACUACCGCACGGGGAAGCUGCACUGCCCGGCGGACGUGUGCGGCCCGCUUUAUGAGGAGGAGCUCGCCUUCUGGGGCAUCGACGAGACGGACGUGGAGCCGUGCUGUUGGAUGACUUACCGACAACACCGCGAAGCUGAGGAAGCCCUAGACAGUUUCGGCGGCGGGCCCGCCGACAUGGGCAGCGACGAGGUGGAUGGAGACGGACUGGGCGAACACGGGGACGGCGAUGACGAGUUGGAAAUGACCAAGAGGCUCGCGCUCGGGGACACGAGCGAUGCCAAAACGGUUGGACUGUGGCAGCGAUGGCAACGUCGCGUCUGGGCGCUCUUCGAGGACCCUUACUCUUCUAAAUAUGCAAGGUGGGUGGCGUUUGCCUCUUUGUUCUUCAUCCUGGUGUCUAUAACCACAUUCUGCCUGGAGACACACGAGGCCUUCAACCCCAUCAUUAACCGUACGGACGUUGACCCACAAGACAACAACAUUACACGAGUCUACCAGGAGACUGUGACCGAGGUCUAUCUCACUUACAUCGAGGGGGUGUGCGUGGUAUGGUUUACCUUCGAGUUCCUCAUGCGCAUCACCUUUUGUCCAGACAAAAAAAAGUUCAUCAAAAACACCCUUAACAUUAUCGAUUUUGUGGCCAUCCUGCCUUUCUACUUAGAGGUGGGACUGAGUGGCCUGUCCUCCAAAGAGGCUAAAGAUGUGCUCGGGUUUCUGCGUGUGGUCCGAUUUGUGCGCAUCCUCCGAAUCUUUAAACUGACACGCCACUUUGUGGGCCUACGUGUGCUUGGGCAUACACUCCGUGCCAGCACCAAUGAGUUCCUCCUUCUCAUCAUCUUCCUUGCCCUUGGAGUGCUCAUCUUUGCCACUAUGAUCUACUAUGCGGAGCGCAUUGGGGCCAAGCCUAAUGACCCCCGCGCCAGCGAACAUACACACUUCAAGAACAUCCCCAUCGGGUUUUGGUGGGCUGUGGUCACUAUGACUACUCUGGGUUAUGGAGACAUGUACCCACAGACAUGGUCGGGCAUGUUGGUGGGUGCUCUGUGUGCCCUGGCUGGCGUGCUCACUAUUGCCAUGCCUGUUCCAGUCAUUGUCAAUAACUUUGGGAUGUACUACUCGCUGGCUAUGGCAAAGCAAAAACUACCAAAGAAAAAGAACAAGCACAUCCCACGUGCCCCACAUCUGGGUUCUCCAAAUUUCUGUAAGUCAGGCACGAACUCGCCCCACCACAGCACACAGAGUGACACAUGCCCGCUGGCUGCCCAGGACGAGGUUUUAGAAAUGAACCGAGCAGAUCCCAAACUGAACGGCGAGGCGGCUAAGGCAGCGCUGGCCAAUGAAGACUGUCCACACAUAGACCAGGCCAUUUCUCCCGAGGAUGGACAGAUUUUUAGCUCCUGUGAACCACGGGGGGAAACUCCAUGUUUUCUACUAAACAUGACUGGCCGAGCCACACACCCUGGCGCCAGAGUGAGAAAAGCUGGAAUGUUCUCGGGGAGGGCAGGGGGGGAGCUGGCUGGUCCCACGCUAGGCUACCCACUGUUGCAGCUAGGGUGGACACACAGCCAGGAGGAUGGCCAUGCCAGAGUCACCACCUGACUACCAGCCCCACUGUAAUCACAAAUAGCAGAGCGAAAAAGCCUUUUAGGACAGCAACUAAGACAUCCUCCAUCCCCUGCUGCUUGAGAGAUCCCUGUCAUAUUUACACUAUAUUUAAAUCAGAUAGGGAAAUACCACGUGUACACCUUCAUCCUCCUGCAGCUAUCCAAGCUAACCAAGACUGUUUAGAUGGAAAUUCAUCAGCUUGUUAGCGUUCAACUACAAAGCCAGAAGCAAGGGGUAGGUCAUAGAAAAACAUUAUAAGCAAGAAAGCUUUCAGCAAGGUCUUUUUCUUCCCUUGUAGCCAGACUGGAGAUGGUCGUAUAUCUAUUUAUAAUAUUCUAAACAGAGGCUACGUAAGACCAAUAAGAGUUGAACCAGAGUGUCAUCACUAGCCAAGCAAUAGCACUGUCUCUCUGUGUCUUGUGUCCAGCUCUGUGUGAGCAUGCUCUGUUUAAUUCCACGUUUCCACUUUUAGAAGCACCAUAAGAACAAUCAACAGCUACACACCACACACACUUCUCCUACACACACAGUAUAUUUCUGUCUCAGUUUGCUGUUUAAAAUGUGUUGAUUGUGUUUAUAAGAGCUUUUGUCAGUCUUAAUGUAUUUUUAUGUACAUAUGUAGGCUAUGUGAGCAAAGGUGUGUGUGUGUGUGUGUGUGUGUGUGUGUGUGUGUGUGUGUGUGUGUGUGAGAGAGAGAGAGAGAGAGAGAGAGAGAGAGAAAGUCCAAUGUGUUUGGGUGUGUUUUUGGGUGUAUGAGUGGAUGUUGCUGUUCUGUAUUUUGGUGUGCUGCUAUGUGAUGCAUGUUUUGGACCAGUUUAUGGGCCUCCCAGCAUGCUUUGUCCUACCGCUGGUAUAGGGCUGGUAUUGGUUGGGAGAAAGGGGUCCUGUAGUGAGGACAAACAGAUAAGUUAUAACGGGUAGUAAUGAAUAGGCAAAUGAUCUUAGUGUUGAUCUUGAUGACAGCCAUAAUAGUCACUUCUGGUAACCUUUCUAACCAGAUCGUUUCUCGGCAGUGAUUUCAAUAUUGCUUUUACCAAGGGAUUUUUGGGCCAUAUCUACUAAUGCUAUGCAGCAAAUCUGCCUGAUAUUGCAGACAGGAAGACAUGCAAAACUGUGUAUCUACUGAACCAGCACAUAUGUUAAAGUAACGUUUCUAUGUUUUGGCCACACUGCCAUUUUCAAUCUGUUUCCAAGAUUUUUCCAUCAACAAUAAAGUACAAAGAUAAUAGAAAAAGGCAUGACAGAUAUCUGACAUGGGUGUUUAACUCAUGAUCUUUACAUCAUUUCUGUUAUUUUCAAUGUCUGCAGUCACUUGCUGUAUGGCACACUGAGACAAUGAGCAUUAAACACACUUUGUUGCAGCUACAGUAUUACUUGUAUACUGUACAAAGUGAUCUAAAAGGAAAUUAAUUCAUUAUUUUCCAAAAGACGUGUUUUCUGUGGUAGAAUUUGCCAUUUUAACGUGGAUAGAAAGACAAAGUGGAUAUGUUUUCAUUGAUGGUGUGGAUUUUAAUACAAGAAACAUGAGGUGAAAGGCAGGACACAAGUGUGUGAACUCAGUAUAAGCUUUAUUUAGGUAAAAUCCAUAGCAGGGGUCCAAAUUUAGGCUGGCAGUAUUAAAUUUAAUACAUAAUCUACUGUAUGUCAAAACCAGGAAGUACAAUGAAGCAAGGCUUGGACUAAAUGUUAUAAAAAGUAUAAUUAAACUUUGCAAUGCUACAAAGAAACAUCAAGUUAUACGUAGACAACCUAAUCAAAGAGUAACACAGAACAGGUGAACACAAUCAGGUAACAAACCAAUGAUAUGAUGGGGUGGAGACAAGACUAAAAUAGAAAAACAAAUCAAACGAUGCAAAGGGGGAAACAAUUAGUUCAGCAAAGUAGUUCAAAUUUGUGCUUGGUAAAUUUUAAAUGUUAGUGAACCGGUUACUAGAGUAGGCCUUAGUAAAUAUGGCCCUUUCCCCCUCUUGAACUACAAACAAAUUUUCCAAAUACCUCAAACAUAUUUGUAGCUUUUCUCUUGCACCUUGUUCUUCGGUCAUCCUCUAUCCUACCUGAUACCAGCCCUCUGUGCAUGUGUGCUCUUUUUAACUGCAUGAAACCUGACAGCUGGUAAAAUGACCCAGAACAGCUGACAACUCAUCCAGAUAUAAA
This is a messenger RNA of Ictalurus punctatus (channel catfish), 4772 nucleotides long. It is a transcript of the gene kcnc1a, whose product is annotated as potassium voltage-gated channel, Shaw-related subfamily, member 1a. Lineage: Eukaryota; Metazoa; Chordata; Actinopteri; Siluriformes; Ictaluridae. The transcript is spliced from 4 exons. Gene Ontology annotation, cellular component: voltage-gated potassium channel complex; neuronal cell body membrane; axon. The record is from RefSeq and is a predicted model, not a curated record. Gene Ontology annotation, molecular function: protein binding; delayed rectifier potassium channel activity. Gene Ontology annotation, biological process: potassium ion transmembrane transport; protein homooligomerization. The coding region runs from base 804 to 2612 and encodes 602 amino acids.